This is a messenger RNA of Monoraphidium neglectum, 453 nucleotides long. RefSeq lists its product as hypothetical. NCBI's taxonomy places the organism in Eukaryota, Viridiplantae, Chlorophyta, Chlorophyceae, Sphaeropleales, Selenastraceae. The transcript is spliced from 5 exons. The coding region runs from base 1 to 453 and encodes 150 amino acids. Gene Ontology annotation, biological process: non-motile cilium assembly. Gene Ontology annotation, cellular component: ciliary transition zone. The record is from RefSeq and is a predicted model, not a curated record.
AUGGUGUUUGGGGCUGCCGCCGGCCACAACACCUCCUACACGGCAACCCGCCCCUGUGCCAGGUAUGUGGAGCACAAGCUGGAGCUCGACGGCAUACGCGCGGCAGCUGAGAAGAUGCAGCGGCAGCUGGACGACACCCACAAGCAGCUGGCUGCUGAGGUGGCAAAGCGCUUCACCCUCGAGGAGGCCGGGGCGCGCGCACGACUGGAGGCGGGGCGCGCGGGGGAGCUGGCCGCACAGCUUGCCGCGGAGAGGUCUGACCGCAUCAAGCUGGAGAAGGAGUACUUGGAGCUGCAGGGCCGCGCGUUUGCCGCGCCCGGCAGCGCCAUGGCGGAGGUGCGCCAGCUGCGGGAGGAGCUGUUUGGUGCGCGGCGGGAGCGGGCGCUGGGGGAGGCCCGGGAGGCUGACCUGCGGCGAGAGAUGGCGGCGCUGCGGCGGCAGGUGGGGGGUUGA